CCCGAAGCCAUUCGAUGUCAAGCCCCGGCUGCGACCAGACGGGAACGUGGCACAGUCCUCGUGGGCAUCGUCCGCCACUCGCAGCUCCUCCUCGAGACAUGAGCCGCCCAGCGAGUCACGAUGGCCGGAACAAGGGGCGGCCGGGGCUCCUGGCGGUGGCGCUUGCGGUGCGGGACGCGUCUAGGGGUCGCGUCGCCCCCUCGUCCGCACCGCCCUCGAACGCCGCGGCUCUGAGAGGCACGGGGAGGCCUCACCGUGCCGAGCGCGCUGCGUGGAGACCCACGCUGCACCACAAGAGGAGCCCGCUGUUAGCGCUGCACGUGCGCCGCGCGGUGCCCUGGAGGCCCUCCCGUCCGCCCACCGGCCGUCUGCACGCCGCGCGGGGCACGGCGACCCCACCGCACGGGGACGCCCGCUCGCCCCACCGGACCGACCACAUGCAGCGAAGGGGACGCGGUCACAGCGGCGGUGGCGGCCACGGCGGUAGCGACGGCACGGCGUGGGACGGCGCGGUGGCCUGGAGCCCCGAGGAGGAGGCCGGCGAGGAGGUGGAGCGGGAGCUGCUGGAGCUGCUGGUGCCCCAGCUGGAGCCGUACAGCCGCCAGCGCCUGCGCUGCCUCGCGUGGGCCCUGCAGCGGCACGCGGAGGCCCGCGACGGCGUCCUCACCAGCGACGCGCUCACGUCGUGUCUGCAGGAGUGCCAGCUCGCUCUGUCCGAGCGAGCGGUGCGCAUGCUGGCCGAGAGAUUCAGGUGUCGCGAUCCUCACGCCCACGGGAUGUCAUCACGGCCGCUCGGGGCCUUCCUGCAGCAAGCCCAGCUGAGGACCGGUCGUGACAGCGUGCGCGCCGCGCUGCGAGCGAGGGCCCAGCGGGCGCCGGGGUGCCACGACGCUCGGGACGCCGCCGACAGGGCCCUGCUGGCCUCGCUGGGCGCCGCGCUGCUCCGCCACUCGCCGCCGCACUUCCAGCCGGAGGAGCUGCGCGAGAUCCUCGAGGAGCGGGCCAGAGGGCGCCACAUCAUCGCCCACAGAGAGAUGACCACUUCGUGCCGGGAGGCUCGCCUGCCCGUGCACGGCCCCCUCCUGGGCCGCCUGAUGGCGCGGUGCAGCCAGCAGGAACGCGGCGCCGGGAUCCGCUGGCCCGACUUCCUGGAGUUUCUCUCCGAAGCUCUGCAGAGCGACGCCACCGAGGUCCCGGCUGAGACGGCACCGCCAGGCUCCGCUCUUCUGCCGGCGCCGAUAAACACCACGACGCCAGCACCGGGCUCCAGCGCAACGCCGGCUCCAAGCUCCGACGCGUCCAGCUCCGCCACGACACCGGCGCCAGCGGCGACAUUGUCCGACGAGCGGAGCGCGAUGCCACCGCCCAAAGCUCGCUCCGGUGCGAUGGCACGGCAAGCGGGGCCGCCUCGUCUCGACCGUCAACCGAUGCCGACAGACGCAGCGUCUGACGAGCGAGGAGCCACCGUCCGUUCGAGGCAUCAAAUCAGCACGAGGGCGAGCGUGAAAGCGUCCACCGAGGAGAGAUGUGCGGUCGCGACGGCGCCGGGGCGUGCCGCCCGCACCGCGGACACUCUCGCCGGGCACGUGCAGCCGAGCGUCGGCGAUGACGGCGGCAGCGGCAGCAGGAACGUCGUCGCGGGCACGUGGCCCGGCACGGAGCGGCAGAUGGAGCAGCUGCAGGCACCGGCGAGGGUCCCAGAGGUCACGGCGCAGAGCGGGGCAGACGUGACCUUUGAACCCAUGCCGCUAGGGUCGAAGGUCACCGUCUCUGAUGUCGGAUCGGCAUCUGAGCAGCAAGCUGUGCCUCCAAGCAGCAGUAAAACCAGACUGCCACCGUCUCGUCAAGGUGAGCUGCAGCCGCCCAAGGCUCCCACGAAGACGACGAGAGGUUUCUUCAGCGCACUGAGGGCGGCGCUGUCGGGCGCGUCCAAGGAGCUGAUGGACGCCCCGGGCGGGGGGUCCUCGCGGGGACUCGACCCGAAUGGCCCCCACGCAGCUGCCCCUCUCCCGAGCCGCCCCCUCGGCGCCAAAGAUGAAACCCUGGACUUCUCGCGCACAGAGAGCGUCGCGGUGACGGUGAACGGCAAGGCGCUCACGUGCCGCGUGGACGAGCGGCACAGGAGGGUCGCGGCUUUCCCCGGGGAUCCGCCGGCAUCCGCCCCGGUGCUCGAGUGGGUAUACGGCCACAGCGGCCGUGACUGCCAGGGAGGCCUGGUGCUCACGGGAGACGCCGAGCUCGUGUACCCCGUGGGGCUGCUCGUCGUCGUCCUCAACCCCGAGCGGCGCACGCAGAGCAUCUACAGCGAGCACACGGCGCACAUCACCAGGUGA
Messenger RNA from Lethenteron reissneri (Far Eastern brook lamprey), 2333 nucleotides. RefSeq lists its product as uncharacterized. Lineage: Eukaryota; Metazoa; Chordata; Hyperoartia; Petromyzontiformes; Petromyzontidae. Gene Ontology annotation, molecular function: protein binding. The record is from RefSeq and is a predicted model, not a curated record.